AUUUAAAAGUGUGAGAUACCCCUUUACUUUUCUUAUAGUGUCAGAGAAUUUUUAAAAAUUUCCUGUUACCAUUAUGGCGUGCAACUUUCGUCUUUCGAACUUUGUGUUGCUGAUUUUCACUGCUGCUUUGGAAUCGGUGGCCCUGUAUUUCCUCAUCCGAAUUCUGUUCACACACUGUGUCAUGGGCGAGGAGUAUGGGAUAUCGGUGUGGUUGUACCUAUUCUUUCUGCCGGUCAUCACCCUUCAGAGUGUAGUUCUCGGACUCUUUCGGCUGUUCUGCGUCACUGUGGGCAUGGAUCCAAUUGCAAUGGUGUUCAAUUUGGUUAGCGGCUUGGUGUGCAUUGGGACUGCCCUGACCCUGCUGGUGGCCUCGGCGGCGCAUUGCGGCAACAAGUUCCGCUACAUGUUCUUCGUAUCCAGCUGCCUCGGCCUUAUAGCUGGUAUCCUGCACAUUAUAAACGCAUACGUGUGCAACUAUUUUAUGCCCAAAGACGAAUGGACAUACGCUAAGCCAUCAAAAAGGCGAAGAAUCAAAGAUUCAAUGUAUCGAAAUAAAUUUUCCACUUGAAGAAACUUGAUAGGUUUUUUAAGAGAUGUUCAUACCACUCUGCUCUAUGUUAAGUAGAGCCAAGAAUAGGAUAAGAAGUUUUCGAUGGACAGUAAAGGACCCUUGGUAAUCAAUAUUAUUUUUUGAGCUUUUGCACCUAAAUCAGUUUAAAUUCCAAAGAACUAAAUGAUCUUAAAAUUGUAUUAAACUCUAAAUUUGCCAAACACUUGUAUUUAAAAUAUACAACUACUCGAUUAUCUCCCCUCAAA
Drosophila serrata is the source of this 816-nucleotide messenger RNA. RefSeq lists its product as uncharacterized. NCBI's taxonomy places the organism in Eukaryota, Metazoa, Arthropoda, Insecta, Diptera, Drosophilidae. The record is from RefSeq and is a predicted model, not a curated record.